Molecule: messenger RNA, 2526 nt
Organism: Dimorphilus gyrociliatus
Lineage: Eukaryota; Metazoa; Annelida; Polychaeta; Dinophilidae
Source: the annotation of a GenBank genome assembly
AGUUGUGACUAAAACCUGGGUCACCUCAUAUCACAGAAAAUCGAGGACUAAGCUUAAUUAGUUUUACUCAUUUAAAUUAAUGUAAACAGGGAUGAACGCUACAAUUUACUUCGAAAUCAGAGUUCUAGAGUUCGAAGAGAUAUUCGUUUAAAUAAAAAAAUUCCCAUUGAGUUAAACCCAUAACAAGCGGUUCUCAAUAAGAAGUGAUUGUGUUAUUUUUUUGUUAAAAGCUCUCGAGAGACUAUAUACUGGAUGAUCGGGAAAGCUGUAGAAAAUUAUGGAUGAUAGUGACGUCGAAUUACGUGAAAGGUUGUUUCACAACGCAGUUCGUCAAUAUAUCAUCUUCUUGCUAGUCUUCAUCAUUCUUUACGUUUCUUCAUACUUCUUCCUAACAUAUUUUAAAAAAAAGACUAUUUGCGAAGAUCAUUUUUCCGGUGAAAAAGAAGAUGCCAUUGUUUAUAGAAUAUCGUAAGUACAAAGGAAAUAGAAAAGAUAUUUUGAAUAGACGAUAAAGAAAGUUGAUAUCUAUUCAGUAUCAAAUAUUAAUUCAAACAUUCUAAAUUUUAUUUCCAUUUAAACUCGACAUUACUUAAAAAUAUUUGUAUUCAAGGAAUACUUGAGCUCUUUGUUAAAAGACAUAUAUUGUAUAAUACUAACACUAUAUAUAUCUAUCUAUAUACAUAUAUAUUCUUAUUUUUAUUUUAUUCUCUUUAAUAGAUUGUGGAUGUGCACGUUUACUUUAUCUAGUUCAUUAGGAGCAGCGUUACUUCUUCCAAUUUCAAUAAUAUCUAACGAACUUUUGCUCCAUUAUACCAAUUCGUAUUACAUGCAAUGGCUAAAUUCUUCUUUAAUUGAAGGUUUAUGGAAUUGGGUUUCCCUAUUCUCUAAUCUAAGUUUACUGAUUUUAAUGCCGUUUGCCUAUUUGUUUACCGAGGCAGAAGGUCUACCCGGUUGUAGAAAGGGAAUUAUGAGCAGAGUUUAUGAAACUGCUUUAGUUCUAAUCUUAAUGGCAAUCAUGGCCUGUGGUUUGACGUUCAUAUUUGCAGCCAUUUUCAACAAGGACGAAUGGAGCAAGCGAACUUUGUUUGAUGUUUGGAGCUUUUAUUUGCCCUAUUUAUACUCUUGUAUCUCUCUAAUUGGAGUAUUAUUGCUAUUUAUUUGUACUCCAUUGGGUUUUGUAAGAAUGUUCACAUUACUCGGAAAACUUGUAAAAAAACCUGCUUUUCUACGCAAAAUCGAAGAUGAACUUUAUACAACGUCUCUUGAACAAGAAACACUUCGUCGUCAUCUCAAUUGGUUGAAACAUUCCUCAUCAAAUUAUUCAAAAUUGGCGAAUGGUAACAACGAAUCUCAUUCAUUACACGAUUAUGAAAAGAAAUUGAGCGAUUUGGACAAUGAUUAUACGGAAUUAGAAAGAAGAAGAUGGCUUGGAGUGAAGAGGGACUAUAUUAGAAUCAUUAUUUUCCCUAUAUUAUUUGCUGCACUAGUUAGUUUAACUGCGGUUUGCGGUCUACUAGUGCUGAGAAAUACAUUGGAAUUAUUAAUUGGAACUUCUUCUCCUGCAAUUUCCAAGAACUUGGUUUUAGGAGCUGCGAGCUUUUCAAGAUUAGGCUUAUUUGGUUCAACUUUAUACUUGCUGGUAAUUCUCUAUGUUACCUUUUCGUCUAUUGUAGGACUUUACUGUCUUCCUUAUAUAAGUCCAAAGUUAAUGUUACUCAAAUCCAACACAUCAACAACAAAACUAAUCGGAAAUUGUUCUUUGUGGUUAAUUAUAUCUUCAGCUAUGCCCCUUUUGGCUAGAACAUUAGGAUUUACUGACUUUCAUCCAGGAACACCACCAAAAUGGUUACACAACAUAGUUUUCGUAACCUGCUACAAUAUGGCUUUUUUAGCCGCAACUAUAUUUUGUUUAGUGACCAGAUUAUCGAGUGCAGCAAGAAAGUCUAUUAUGUUAAGAGUGAGGCGUAUAAUGAGAAGAAAAAAUAAGAAUGAAUGAACUUAGUCAAUAUGUAUGUUAAAAUGUUGAGUAUUGAUCUCUUUUUCGAAUGAGAUAAAAAAAUAUUAAUAAUAAUUAACCUUGAAAAAAGGAAAUUUAACGAUUAAUUUUUGCCAAAAAAAAGAAAAAAUUCCGUCUAACGGUGUUUGUUUUUGUUUUCUCCUAGGUAAAAUUCUGACAAAUCAAACAGUUAGGAUUAAAGGACGCAAAGCAACAGUCUGCUUUAAGCAAUAAUCUGAAUAUUUUUUUAUUCAUUUUUUGUAUUUUGUCAAACUUUGUUCAUUAUUUUUGAAAGAAAGUAUGUUACAGCAAAAUAUAAGGUCCUGUAACUCUACUGUUUAAUUAGUCUAGUCAAUGUUGUUAAAAAGAUUGACAAAUUUAACAUGCGCUUUUCGUAAAAGUAUUAAUAUAUGCAGUAUUUAUCAGACUUAAUACAUUUGACAAAACGAACAACUUACUCUACUUUCUCGAAUUAUUAAUGAAUUUAUUAUAAGUAUUGUUGAAAGAAACGCGCCAAAUUUGUUUACAAC